Molecule: messenger RNA, 480 nt
Organism: Acanthosepion pharaonis
Lineage: Eukaryota; Metazoa; Mollusca; Cephalopoda; Sepiida; Sepiidae
Source: the annotation of a GenBank genome assembly
AUGUUCUCAUAUCCUUUUUCGGUUAACCGAAAAUUACAAUUCAAAGUAAGUUGCACUGAAAAAGUCUUUUGUUCGUUCACAGAGAAUAACCAACAACCACCUCAAGGAAUUUUUGAGGAAAUACCAAUAAAUGAUGAAUAUCGAAAUCUCAAGAAAAGAACUCUUCUAAAUCUUCUUCUUGUCUUCUUCUUCUUCUUCUUCUUCUUAUUCUUCUUUUUCUUUUUCCUGUUGAACAGAGGAAAAAGCAUUCAAUCCUUCUUAGUUUGUUCACCUUCUUCUUUUCCUACUAAUUUUAUAGUAAGCCCCUCCUCCUUAGACUCAUUUUUAAAUUUUUCUCCACAAUUAAAAAUCCUUUCAUCUUCUUCUUCUUCAUUCUUCUUCUUCUUUUCUUUUUCAUCUUCUUCUCAAAUGUUUCCUUUUCUUCUUUUUUUUGAAUUCCUACUUCCCUAUUUGUUUCUUCUUCUUCUUGUCCUCCUAUAA